Molecule: messenger RNA, 3461 nt
Organism: Chanos chanos (milkfish)
Lineage: Eukaryota; Metazoa; Chordata; Actinopteri; Gonorynchiformes; Chanidae
Gene: slc22a23a
Product: solute carrier family 22 member 23
Exons: 11
Coding region: 328-3318 (996 amino acids)
Biological process (GO): transmembrane transport
Cellular component (GO): membrane
Molecular function (GO): transmembrane transporter activity
Source: RefSeq, a predicted model, not a curated record
GAAUUAGCUAUCGGAAGCGAGGGAGGAGAGCGUGUUCGCUGUUAAUCGGAUGACGCAUAUUUCGAUUCAAAACUGGACUAUGUCCGCGGCGCCAGCCGGUGAUCUACAUUUUGACAGGUGUGUUACCUGUGGCUGCUCCGAAAUAGGGGCUGGAUUAUCCUCCUUGCCUUCCAGCGCCUUCCGGCAGACUUCAAUUCCAAGUCUAUCAAACAAAUCAGUGAUUGACUGAGGGACGACAACCGUGAGCACUGACGCAUUGUGGGAGCGACGGGCGAGACCCACACCGGUAGCACUACACCGACGGACGCACCUCAGCGUGAAACGGCGAUGGAAGUGUCUCAGCCUGAAAACGAGGACCAUCAACCGGAGAAUGGUUUUGUGUCACCCGAAACCCCUUCACCGAGUUUGCUUUCGCGUAUCGACGGCUGUGUUUUGCCAUUUCUUGGCGGAUUUGGGAAAUACCAAAAACAGCUUAUCGUCUUGACGUGGAUCCCUGCGUUGUUUAUCGGAUUCAGUCAGUUCUCUGACAAUUUCCUCCUUGCUCAGCCGAACAAUACGUGUCUUCAGCCGCAGAUAAACACCACCAAUUUGACUGCAGGACCUACCUCGUUGUUUAAUGGUCUAAAUAAUGUUAGUGCGCGUGCCACUUAUUCUUCGGCCAGCGGCACAGACAACGAGACAAGAAACGUGCAGUGUAUGUGCACGCAAUGGAGCUAUGAACUGCAAACGGGACUCGUGCAGAAUGUUGUCACCAAGUGGAACUUGGUGUGUAAUUCUGCGUGGAAGGUUCACAUCGCCAAGUUCUCCCUGCUGGUGGGCUCCAUCUUCGGAUACCUGGUACUAGGAGUCCUUGCAGACUGGUUUGGACGGCACCCGGUCCUGAUCGUGUCGGUCAUGUUCAUGCUGGUGUUUGGACUGGCCGUGGCUUUCUCCGUCAACCUGCCCAUGUUUAGCACCCUUCGGUUCUUCGAGGGUUUUUGUCUGGCUGGGAUCACCCUCUCUCUCUACGUGCUGAGGAUCGAGCUGUGUUUACCAGGCUGGCGUUUCUCCAUGACCAUGGUGGCCAACUUUGUGGUUCUGGGAGGGCAGCUGCUGAUGCCAGGACUGGCUGCCAUCUGCCACGACUGGCAAGUUCUACAGGCCGUCAUCAUAUCUCCCCUUCUCUUUAUGCUCUCCUAUAUCUGGCUUUUUCCAGAGUCUCUCCGCUGGCUGCUGGCCACACAGCAGUACUGUCGCUCCAAGUGGAUCAUGGAUCGCAUCGCUAAGAAGAACCAGGCCAACAUGGAGCGGGAUGCUGACGAGCUCUUGACAGAGCUGCACAGAGCCAUGCAGAAGAAACCCAAAAAGGCUUGCAUUGUGAAGAUGGUCGGUACAAGGAACCUGUGGAAGAACAUUGCCGUGCUUUGUGUGAACUCAUUAACUGGCUAUGGGAUUCACCACUGCUUUGCACGCAGUAUGAUGGAUCAGGAGGCUGAGGAAACCACCAUGUUUCAUAAUUUCUAUGCUGAUUACUACACCAUGGCGGGCAUUGCCGUGGCAUCCUGCAUGGCACUGUGUCCCGCUGUGGGCCUGAUGGGCAGACGUGGAGGACUCCUCCUGUUUAUGAUCAUUACUGCAUUAGCAUCACUGCUUCAGCUCGGCCUUCUCAACUUGUUGGGGAAAUACAGCGUUCAGCUGAAUAUAGAGCGUUCAGACACGCUGAAGUCAAACUUCUCAGUGGCUUUCUCCAUUAUCGGCAUGUUCUCCUCCCACGCUGUCAGCAGCCUGAGCAUCUUCUUCUGCGCAGAGAUCACCCCCACUGUCAUCAGGGGAGGAGGGCUGGGCCUGGUCUUGGCCAGUGCUGGGUUUGGCAUGCUCACCGCUCCGAUCAUGGAGCUACACAACCAGAAGGGCUACUUUCUGCACCACGUCAUCUUCGCUUGCUGCACACUUAUCUGCAUCAUCUGCAUCCUGCUGCUGCCGGAGACACGGUAUCACUCGCUACCAGAGACCAUAGCCGACGGCGAAACCUACACCCGGCAGCCCUUGCUACCGCACCGCAAGCCAGGUGAACAGCGCCUCCUGUUGACCAAGACAGAGAACCGCAACUAUGCCCAAGGGCACGACACUCCGCUCCAUGAGGCUGCUGCGACGGCCGUCUCCACCAUGGAGUCCACUGCCUCCUCCGCCAUCGACCUCACAGCACCCUCCGUCAUCGAUCUGACCGCGCCGUCAGCCGUCGACGCGCCCUUGGACCUUCCCAUCCAGAGCACGACUUGCGUCCUGCCUCUCCGCAGCAUGAAACCCGCCGCCCCCGACGCACCCAAUGGCUCUGCUGAAACGGCCCUCUCUGGGUCCUCCGCACCGGAUCUCCUUCAGACGGCCACCACACAGUCCCCCCCCCCGUCUGUGAUCAACAACAUACACCCUGGAAAAACAGAGAGUCCUGCUACUCUACCAACCAACACUCUCCACCCCUCUACUGUGGAAACUCUCAUUAACACAGACACUGCCCCCCCCUCCACAACCGAGUCACACAUCCCCACCCCUACUGAUCCUUCUCCUCCUUUAGAGGUAGACGCUAUAACUGUAAGUGUGGAGCCUCCUGAUGUUGUGGACUCCCUGGCCAGUGAUAGUCAUUCCCCUGUUCCCUUCCUGAAUGACACUGCUUUCUCAUCUACUGCUGAUUCCUCUGUUCCCUCGGCCAGCGCAACCUCAGUGGACUCUCCCACGCCCCCUGUCAAUAACGUCCUACCCCUUUGCACUAUGAACUUACCCCCCAGUCCUGUGACCCAAUCCACAGCAGACUCUCCUACUCACCUUGUAAAUAAUAUCCUCCCACCUUCCAGCACAGAUUCACCCACUCAUCUGGUGAAUGACGAUCUUCCCCUGUCUCCUACAGAAUCCAGCACCCCACCAAUAGCUGAUUCCCCUGCACAUGGCCCAGUAACCUCUCCUGCACCCUCUGCACUAGAACCUUCUCCAGCUGUUCCCCCUCCAUCUCUCUCUCCUGCUUCUGUCACAGACACUUCUACCCCAUCAGUUGCCCCUGCAACCCAUCCCUCCACAGUGGACUCAACCUCCACGCCUCUCGUGCAGGCCAACCCUCCCUCUGCUGCCGCAGCGGACUCUACCACUUCUAUUGACGAAACUGCUGCUUCUCCCCCCGUAAUGGAACCAACCAUUCCUCCUGUCAUAAACACAGACUUGUCUACAGAAGCUGGUCAUCCCAUAACAGUGGACUCCACUGUGUCUUCACCCAUAGACUCUGGUGCCCCAUCAGUAACGGGCACCAUCCUCACAGAGACCAGCACUGCCAACGGGGUGGCGUCGUCAUGACGACCUUACCUCAGAGGACCGUCAUCCACCAGGAAGCAGCUUGCAUGUCAUUUGACAGUGGCCACAGGUUGACUCAGUUUGGCUUCAGAAAUAUCGAGCUGCUUUUUCCAGAAAAAGAUGUCUACCGAGAGAGAGAAAAGAGA